AUGGAAUUUUGCCCGACGUGUGGAAUUUUAUUGAAAUACGAGCAGCCAAGCAUGGGUCAGCCAUCCAGAUUUUAUUGCUCUACUUGCCCCUAUUUUUGUUCUAUAGAGACCCGGGUUAAGAUAAAGAGGAAACAUCAGCUGGUGAAAAAAGAAGUAGAGCCAGUUUUUACCCUUGCUGAUAUGAUGAAAGGCGGUUCUGAAACUGAUAAUGUAACGUGUCCUCAUUGCAACUUUGGAAAGGCCCGUUUCCAUGAGCUACAGAUUCGGUCGGCCGAUGAGCCUGCGACUUUGUUUUUCUGUUGCAUGAAUGAUAAGUGCUCAAAGAUGUGGCGUGAGAAUUAG
Molecule: messenger RNA, 342 nt
Organism: Mercurialis annua (annual mercury)
Lineage: Eukaryota; Viridiplantae; Streptophyta; Magnoliopsida; Malpighiales; Euphorbiaceae
Product: DNA-directed RNA polymerase III subunit RPC10-like
Exons: 3
Coding region: 1-342 (113 amino acids)
Biological process (GO): DNA-templated transcription; termination of RNA polymerase III transcription
Cellular component (GO): RNA polymerase III complex
Molecular function (GO): DNA-directed RNA polymerase activity; nucleic acid binding; zinc ion binding
Source: RefSeq, a predicted model, not a curated record